AUGGAGGACAUGGAGCGAUUUCCGCCUACCCCUGACAUAACACGUAGUAUCGGGGACUUGCUUGCUCGACGCAGACGCAGAACCUUUUACUGCAAAUCGGCAUUGACUUGGACGCCAUAUACAACACCAUCGUCAAUUAUGGAAGAUAGGACACAUAGACUCCUGCGGAAGCUCUUCCAACCAUCCAAAACACCCACCUUCUGUCUUUGGGCAAUUGACUUCAUAUUCAGUCAUCAUCCCUCGUCUUCAACAAACAGCUCUUCUGAGUCAAGAAGAGUUCUAUCGCAAGUUAUUACUGCAGUGCUCAGGCCUGAAUUCACCCCUCUCCACAUGGCAGCUGCAUUCAGUAUGCACGACAUAUGUCAAGAGUUGCUGGAAAGUGGCUCUGAUGUGCUGGCAUGCAGCAGGUUCGGUACUCCAUUACACUGUUCCCUUGGCGGCCGAGGUUUCUUUUAUAGUUUUCUGAACUUAAGAAGCAACGAUAUCAUAUCCGGUGGUCCCAUUACUGAUCGAAUAGUUUUCCAUGGUGCGCACCUGGCUCGGCUACAAACAGUCCAAUUGUUGCUGAAAGCUUCAGCCUUACCCCUGACGUCCCCAUUGCCAUCAGAAACUAUCAUGUCCCUCACUUUGUCAUGCCCUGACAUAUUUACCAACAAUGUUCAAGUUAUCAUCGAGCUUCUUAGGGCUGGUAUGUCAAUCACGGCUCACGAUGUACAACUCUUCAAGACUCGUUAUGAUCGGUGCCUGCAGAUGCCUGCUUUUACAUCCGAGACCUCUCAGAUGUGGUCUCUUUUUCCACAAUUACUCAACGCCCUUGGCGAAAACAAUACACCAGGCUGCCCUAGAUUUCUUCUUCACCAGGAGACCGCAGACUUCAUCUUAAGAACAAGGGAAAGAAGACCACUCCAGUCCUCAGAGAGGCAGUUUCUUGACGGCACCAGUAACGAAGAGGUCCUCAAAUACUUCCAUUCACUGAUCAGAUUGAACAAUAAAAUUGGGGUGAGCGCUUUCCUUGCCACUCCGAGAGCUGAAUUGGCAAAGUCGACAGACAUUGAUCCUGAGCGUCCUGGCUGGAAUGCUCUUCAUCUUGCAUUACUUGAGAGAUCUUAUCGAGUGCUGGAUCCAUUGUUAACCUUUGGCCUGGAUCCGUGUGCUGAAAGUCCAGAAGGUUCCAAGCCAGUUCAUAUGUGCUGUCAGGAUGACACUUGUGAGGCUCUUCAAAUCCUACUACGCUUUGGUGGAUCAAUUCUUGACACCGAUAACGUGGGCAGGACCGUGUGGCAUUUAGCUGCAGAGAUGAACUCCGUGAUGGUUCUGCAGGAAUUACUUAACUUGGGCGACGUUGAUGUUGCGCUAAAAGUAACAUCUAAGCACCAUGAGACCCCUAUUUGUGCUGCAGCGACUCAAUUACGCCUCGAGGCUGUUUCCCUUCUCCUGCCUUUUUGCAGAACGGAAGAACACUGGACAAGCAGUAAAGCACUGUCCGUCAUUUUAUAUGAGCCCAGAUUCUCUGGGAUCAUUCAAUCCCUGCAUGGAUUCGGCAUCUUGUCACAAACAUCAUGUGGUAUGCACGCUCUAGCAUGUGCAUUCUAUCGGGCUAUUUCUCUUGAUGAUGUACAGACUUGUGAGAAGCUUUACGGUCUCGGCUGUCCUUUGGAGUGUGAGCUACCCUUUCCCGUGCUUGUGACCCCAUUGGCUCUGGCCAUAUUCCGAGAUUCUUGCAAGGUGAUGAUGUGGCUAUUUAGGAAGGGUGCGCCUGUUUCAACCAUCAUGGCCCAUCCUACUAAGGAUACACAUUGUACAGUGCUCGACCUUGUCUUAGAGCGACCCAAUCUGAAUAUCCUUCUUUCGACGUUAUUGGAUGCAUACCUUGCAGAGGAGGGUUCCUUUUCACAUCAACAACGCAGUAUACUGAACAUACCUCUCAUGUUAGGUAACACAGAUGGACUCGUCAUAAUGCUGAACAAACUCCAGGGCAAGGCCUUGGGCGGUGGUGAAGUCACAAGAUUCUUCCGGGACAUUUCAGGUGACUUCAUCUUUAGAUGCACCUCAAAACUUGAGUCGCUCAGUGCCAUUAUUAAUCAGAAGGACAUCCGUCAUCAGAACAGGACUCCUCUUUUUGUGGCAGCCGCGCAGAACAAUGUGACAGCAGUAAACGCUCUGCUUAUUCAUGGAGCCCAUAUCAACACAACGGACGACAGGAAUUGCACGCCUCUAUUCGUUGCAGUUGAGCAAGGUGCGACAGAAGUUGUAGAGUUGCUCCUCAAUCGUGGUGCCCACGUCGACGUGGUGAAUACUUCAUUUCACGGACUCCUUGAUGUGGCUUUCGUACAGAAAUCGUGGAGAAUGGUUGACAUCCUUCUCAAGGCCGGCCUAUCAAGCAAACGGAUUAAUGUGGACGGAAGAAAUCUCCUCGGCCUCAUGACUUUAUGGACUUGCCAACCAGACACCAAACCCAAUAUUGGGCUCUUCAAGCAGCUCCUAGAUCAUGGCGUCGAUCUACACUUGUGCGAUAUUUUUGGUUACUCCGCUUCCCAUUGUCUUUUUACAAGACCUUGCCGGGGUUACUUGUUGUGCAUGUUGGACAUGAGAUUCGAUCUACAGGUGGCAAAGCUCAGCAACUGGCCUGACCGUUUCUUCUCCAACGGAGUAGACAUCUUGGUCGCGCUAAUAUACAGCUUUCGUUAUGUCAAACCUUUAAUCAAGAUUGAGGGUGUCCGCCAGCUAUGUGGCCUGGGAACUCCUGGUACUCAUAGUUUGUUAUGUCGAGCAGCCUGCUGUGGUUCGAUCCCGGCGAUUCAGAACCUCAUCAAGCUUGGGAUUAGUGAUUUCGAACACCAUUGUCGUGAACACGGAUCGCCCCUAAAUGCUGCCGUUCAAAACAACAGAUGGGAGGCAGUCAAGUUUCUUAUGCUUCAUGGCGCCAAGGUACCUGACGAUCUGGGGAAACCCAUGAAUCCCACUCUCAGUACUACAAGCCUAGAUUUCGUUAUUCGAGAAUGGCUAUUUGUUGGUAUGCACACAGAGCGAAAGCGAAUUUCCCUUGGCCUCUUGAGCGGUGAGCCGGAGAUGAAAUACUGGUCUGGAGUAUGGGUUGUUCGGGUUCCAUUGCAAAGGCAGGAUAGGAAGUGUUCUGUGGAGAGCAUCUUGGAAUACGCCAAACGAAGGUACUGGCUUGAGAUUGAGUACAAGUCAAGUGUUAUUCGAUAUACUCAACUGUUGCGGCCAAAAGAAAGAUGUGGGAGCAUGUCGAGUGUUGAGCGGCAGGGCUAUUACUGGGAGAUGUGA
Fusarium mangiferae is the source of this 3288-nucleotide messenger RNA. RefSeq lists its product as uncharacterized. Gene Ontology annotation, biological process: protein localization to ciliary inversin compartment. Gene Ontology annotation, molecular function: protein binding. Gene Ontology annotation, cellular component: ciliary inversin compartment. NCBI's taxonomy places the organism in Eukaryota, Fungi, Ascomycota, Sordariomycetes, Hypocreales, Nectriaceae. The coding region runs from base 1 to 3288 and encodes 1095 amino acids. The transcript has 2 exons. The record is from RefSeq and is a predicted model, not a curated record.